Pocillopora damicornis (cauliflower coral) is the source of this 3676-nucleotide messenger RNA. RefSeq names its product inactive double-stranded RNA-specific editase B2. The record is from RefSeq and is a predicted model, not a curated record. Gene Ontology annotation, cellular component: nucleolus; cytoplasm. Gene Ontology annotation, molecular function: double-stranded RNA binding; double-stranded RNA adenosine deaminase activity; tRNA-specific adenosine deaminase activity. NCBI's taxonomy places the organism in Eukaryota, Metazoa, Cnidaria, Anthozoa, Scleractinia, Pocilloporidae. Gene Ontology annotation, biological process: RNA processing; adenosine to inosine editing.
UGAACUCGACGUCUAAAAAGAUCCUAGGCGAGCUUUCGUUUGCAGAAAGGAAAAUCGAAGGAGGAAAGCAGUUCAUAACCCUUUGGUCCUUUAACAAAAUUGCCUGCUAGUAUGUUUCGCUCCUUUUCUCAGCUGUCUUUGAAGAAAGCGAAUUGCACCUCAACAGAGUGUAAAAAUAUCAAAGAGUGUCUCGAAAUUGGGGAAAUAGAUGAGGAAGGGCUGAAGGAGAAAGUUGAUGGUCUUAGAGAAAUUUCAUCUACAGGUAAUCAACUAAAAGCACUGACUCGGCCACAGUCAGGAGAUAGAGAAAUCAGUACUCUUCAAAAGCAGAUUGUAAAUAUUAUUGAAAGCAAACCAUAUCCGUGUGCUCUUAGUGAUAUUCUGCACAAUAUUUCCAUCUCUGCCACUGAAGAAAAAGUGAACAAGUGUAUCAAUCAACUGGAACAGGAGGAAAGGAUCAUAAAAGUCCUGCAAAUGCCUCCUAUGUGGAGAAUUCCAGAAACAACCGAGGAAGGCAAGGAUGACGAUAAAGCGGCAGAAGAUAUGCCACCAUUGGAGACACUAGUGCCGGACUAUGAAUCAGAUGAAAGUGAAGAGGGAGUAGAAGCAAAGCGGGUAUCAUCCACUUUUAGUCCUGCAAUUAGUCAGAGUAAGCGUCUUCCGAUCACAAACCAUGGUGGAUCUCUUCAACCUAGGCAGUCUAUAUCUGAUCCUCUUUCAAGCCGAAAGGGAAGCACAUCGUUAGCAGGAGGUCCUCCUCCACCUCCCUCGGCUCAUUUCUACAGCGCCUUGAUGUCACAGUGUUCUAGGAAACCAAGUCCAGUUGUCAUUGCAGCCAGGCCAACCUUUUGCUCUACGUCACGUCCAAAUCUGCACUCCACAAGGUCUCAACCACCUCGUCCACCGAUACAAUCUUUAGAUCCACGACCAAGUCGACCUUCAGCGGUAGCAUCACGAUUUUCGCCACAAUCACUCAUGGAUCUUGAAACGCCCUUGAACUCACAUGUUGCUUUUAAAAUGUCAUCAAACUCUGAUGCUGUCAACCUACCUGAUACACGAAAAAACCGAGGGUAUCUUAGAGAGACCAACGCUUUGCAGGAGGACGGAACCACGAGUUCUCCAAACGAGUCAUCCAACGUUAGUUCAGUUCCCUUCACACAGCCUCAAGUGUCCCAUUCUAUGAGUGGCUCAUUUGGGUAUGGAUCAACUCCACAGAAGAAACCGCCAUUAGCACAACAAGCUCUUGCUAUGUCUUUCCACAAUUCUUCGCAUGCUUCAGUAACUCAGGGAGCUGAUAGGAUUCCUCUCCCCCCUUCAGCGGAACGUUUCCGUGAGCUGGUCAGCCGUGGACCCCAGGCAGUUCCAACAUCGACCAAGAGCCCCGUAGCUUGUACACCUCAUCAAGCUUCAACGCUAAGUGACCUCGAAGCGGGGGUGCUGGACUUAAUGAAAAGAGAAAGAAAAUCUUUUCAAACUCUUCAUUUGGCCCGGCAAUUUGGUCUGCACAGAAAGAAGGAGAUCAACCCAACUCUUUACAAACUGCAGUCGUUGGGCUUGAUUUACAAGAUGCACGAACAUCCACCAACGUGGAAGGUGCGUCACGAAGUGAGUUCUCUGACAUUCAAAGGUUUAAAGCCGGUUGAAGUCAGCUCUUCUGCACCUGCCCAGAAAAGAGCAUAUCCCACUGCCGAUGAGCAAGGACAUGAGCAGUUAGGAGCUAAGAAACACUUUCAGCCAGCGGAUACUUCUCCGACUCCUCCCGGGAGUGGGGUGGGUGUCUUUGGGCCUUCCCAGCGAGGAAUGCUCUCGCCCAGCUUUAAGAGUAACCCAGUGGCACAACCUGCAUCUUCCCUUGGAUCAGGAAAAAAUCCUCCAGACGUUCUCUCCAAUGUCGCUUAUUCCGCCAUCAACAAAAAUCCCGUCAGUGCUCUAAACGAGUACGUGCAAAAGAAUAGAAUGGAGCUGACGUUCGAAACACUUAGCCAAGGUCGUGCAUUUGUGGUUGCUGCUAAGAUAGACGGAAAACUAUUCCCUUCGGCAGAAGCACGAAACAUGAAAGAUGCAAAGCGUGAAGCCUCAGAUGUUGCUCUGAGAACCUUACUGGGUCGCAAUAUGAACGAAGGUAUCGAAGAGGGAUCUUUGGCCAUCACUGACCCUUCUGCAAGCGUUUUGAGCAAAGUUAGCACGCAUUUUGAUCUGAUAGCUGCACUUUCACUUCAUAAAUUCUUGCAGAUUGCAGCCUCCAUCUCCGAAAAAUUUGCUGGUAGAAAGGUUGUGGCAUGCAUGAUUAUGAAAAAUAGCCCAGAAGACUCUGGCCGAGUUGUUGCCGUGGGAACUGGUAACCGUUGCGUUACUGGAGAGAGGCUGAGUAUGGAAGGAAAAGUGGUGAACGAUUCUCAUGCUGAAAUUGUUGCUCGUAGGUCUCUGAUGCGAUUCUUUUACAGACAAUUAAAUAGUUACUACGAUGGAAAUGAUUCUAUUUUUGUACCGAAAGAGGGGUCAACGAAGCUUGAUGUUCGCGAAGGUGUCUCAUUUCACCUUUACAUCAGUACAGCUCCGUGUGGUGACGGUGCCUUGUUCACUCCCCGAGAGGAGCCCAACUCUGACCUCUCUGAAUACUCCAAAGAGCAUAAUCCUAUAUUUACAACCAAGCAACAGGGCAUUCUGCGAACAAAGAUCGAAGAUGGCGAGGGUACUAUUCCAAUUGAUUCAUCUGAUGGUAUUCAAACAUGGGACGGGCUUUUACGAGGUAAACGGUUACGCACCAUGUCGUGUAGUGACAAGAUUUGUCGCUGGAACGUUUUGGGACUUCAAGGCGCACUUCUUAGUCACUUCAUCGAGCCGGUUUACCUAACUUCCCUGACACUUGGAUACUUGUACGACCAUGGUCAUCUCUCGCGCGCAGUUUGUUGCCGCCUUCAACACAACAGUGACCUCAACGCGCAGCUGUCGCCUCCAUAUCACGUGAAUCACCCGUGGCUUGGACGUGUUACCGCAUACGACCCACCGCGUGAAACAGAAAAGACAAAUAAUCUUAGUGUUAAUUGGUCAAUUGGAGACACGGGCGCUGAGGUCACUGAUGGUAGAACGGGAGCAUGCAUGUCACGAACAAAUAACAGCCCCACUCCUUCGCGUGUAUGUAAGGCCGCGCUUUACACAUCUUUCAAAGAAAUUGGUACCAAAGUCGGUCGUGAAGACCUGGUGAACGUUGAAACAUACAGUGAAGCAAAGAAGAUGGCGACUGAAUUCCAAAGAGCGAAGCAGAUGAUGUACGAGUAUUUUAGCUCAUCGAAGUAUGGGUCAUGGGUAAGCAAACCCAUGGAGCAAGAACUAUUUUAGUUUUUCUUCUGUCGUUUGCUCUGCUGCUUUAAUAUAUGAUAGACAGUGAUUUGGGUUAUACUUGAUAAAAGCGUUCCAAUUGAGGUUAGGAGCUACCUUAAAUGGGCGGCCCAGACUAUCACGUGAUGUAGACGCAUUGAAAACGUCAAGAAAUCAAGGUUGUGCAGCUCUUCAUGACGAGCUGCGUUGCCAAGAUUAACAAAAUUUAAUGGUGUCAUGUUAAACAAGUCUUUCCAAAACGCAAGCGUCAUUAACUACAGUUCGGUGUGUAUGAUAACUAUACAAAUUAUACAGUUUAGAAGGAACGCUCAUUAAAGUUCAUGUUAUAGUUUUGUCA